CAGUAGUUGUGAGACACCCGCAAAAGUGGGGUGUCCAUUAGAUAGUGUGUCACAAAGUGAAUGUUCCAAGAAUCGUGUCCUGUUGAUUUUUUGUAAUUUUAUCCUUGUAAACCGUGUUUUCUGUGUCGAAAACUGCUGCUCACUUGUAGAGCUCCACAAGAACAGAAGAAUCCCCAUUUCCUUGUAGCUCUGAAGGCGAAAGCGAAAGGCAAACCAUAAUACAACAUGGCGGACCGAAGAUCUGGCGGAUCUAGCCGUAACAAUUUCAACGAGGAGAAAAGUCCUGCCGACAUUCCGCCCAUGUCACGGCUGUUCAUCAUCUGUAGUAAAACCGUCACAGAGGACAUCCUGAGGGAGCAAUUUGAAAAGUUCGGUGAGAUUGAGGAAAUCUGGAUCGUCAAGGACAGACAAUCCGGCGAUGCGAAAGGGGUGGCCUAUAUUAAGUUUUCCAAAACAUCGGAAGCUGCCAGAGCUCUGGAGGAAAUGAAUGGCAAAACCAUCGGUGAUAAUUCUCGGCCAAUUAAGGUUUUAGUUGCGGCCAAUCGACAGCAAGGCUCCCGUAAGCAAACUGAUAACGAAGAAGAAAAAUACCUACGACUAUUCGUCCUCAUCCCGAAGGAAAUGACGGAGGAGUCGCUGCGCGAAGAAUUCGGCCAGUACGGUACCAUCGACAACAUCACAAUCAUUCGGGACAAGGUAACGAAGGAGGGCAAAGGUUUUGCGUACGUCAAGUUCAGUCGCUUCACGCAUGCAGCGCGAGCUUUUGAGGAAUGUGAUGCCAAGUAUAAGGCGGUAUUUGCCGAACCCAAACCAUCGCGGAAUGCUUCCGUGUCGUCCAGUGACAAUUUUGGAGGAUUUGGUAGUGGAAGCGGAGCGCCGAAUGGCUUCAUGGACGAACGCAGAGGUGGCUCCGGAAUGGGAAGUUCUGGUCCGAUGAUGGGAUUCGGAGCGAUGGGUGCUUCGGGAAGUGACCGUCGAGGACCCGGCAUGAACAACGAUCGGGGAGCAAAUUUCGGAUUCACCAGCAGCGGUUAUUCCGGUCAGAGUGCGAAUCCCAGUGAUACAUCGCUUACAGUACUGUGCAGCCCUUCGCUGAACCAGGAUCAGCUGUGGAGACUAUUUGAUAUUAUCCCAGGAUUGGACUACUGUCAGAUAAAUAACGAUUUUAACAACCGCAACGUGACUGCCACGGUGGUCUACAACAAUGCCCAGUCUGCGAUGUACGCCCGCGAUAAGAUUCAUGGUUUGGAAUAUCCGCCCGGUGAACGGCUAAUCAUUCGCCUGGGCCACGAAACAGCUAACAUGAUGGCCAACGCAGAUCCCUUCAACGGCGGAGGUGGUAAAAUCUCCGACCGAGACACAUCGUUCUGCAGCGUGCCCCUACCACCCCCAUUGCCGAUGGCCAACCCGAACGCCGAAGUCGCCCAGAGGUGCUUCAUUGUGUGCAUUCCCAAGGCUCUACCCAUCAGUGUUCUGAAGCAAACUUUCUGUCGGUUCGGAGACCUCAUCGAUCUUUAUCUGUUGCCAAACAAAAACUGCGGCUACGUCAAAUAUGCCAGCGAGAAGAGCGCCAAGAAGGCAAUGGAAACGCUGCAUGGUGCCGAAAUCUUGAACGUGCGGUUGAAGGUUUUGGAAGCUGAGGAGCCAAGCAACGACCGACGAAAGCGAAUGCGACACGACGAGCGCAUGGACAAUGAGUAAACCAGUUCACUGGAACUCUAGAGGCUUAAAUCUGCAUGAAACUACGUGAGCCGAACGGAAUGCUACCAGAAGGAUAAGAACUAUUUUACCACUUAAAACGCUAGUGACGAACGAACAAACCCUACUACAAACAGUACUCCUACUACAUAAAAUACAAGUACCUAGCCCCCACCAGAUCGAUUCUGAAAAAACUUUCAGAAUGAAGACCGUUUGGACUGUGCAAAAGAACGUACAACCACAAGAACAACCCAAAAAUCAAGACUUUGCUUCAAACUGCAUCGAUCGAAACGUAAGAAAACGCUAUGGACCUGUCUGGACGUCAAAUUCAAAACUGCACUCAACAACUGUAGAAGAAACAAAAGAAUAGAAGCAAUGAACAUCGCCCGAUGACCUCCAGACUUUCAAGUUACACCACUUUCCGGGACGAGUUAGUAACAAAAAAAAAAUCCAAGGGAAAGAAGACACUUUCCCGACGAGACUGGAAGAUAUGGUACAAAUGAACGAGAUAACUGAUCAUACUAAAGUUCGGGAGUGAAAAGACGACCAACUGGACUGGCACAACUGAGAACGUUCAGAACACUCACAGAGAAUUACGCUAUACAACGUACGCACCCUCAGCAACAAGGUGCCGCAUUUUCUGUUACUUCUUUACGUUUUCUCCAUACGGCAGUUUACUCGAUUUCGCCGAAAAUUUACGUUAUUUUAUUCAUUAAUUUUUGAUUGUGUUCGUUUCGUCCCGGAAUAUUCUAAAAAUCAUGUUAAUGUAAAUCACAUUAUAAAAUUCAUUUAACACUUUCUCAACUUCAAUUAAUAAUUUACAAAAUUACGCGAUUCGAAUAUUACUCAUAAGAUGCACUAAUUUGUUUUAAAUUGUAAAUUAAUUGUAGUCACAUUUUAAUGCUUUUUGAAUCACAAAAAAAUGAGAUUAUACACUAACUCUUGAAUUAUUCUGGCGAAGACAUAUUAAGACCUUAUGAACUGGAACGAUGGAUAAACUCACAAAAGUAGGUAUAUUACCAGCAACACUAUUCGACGCUAUCGUUCGCUCUCACUAUCAAAAGUAACAUUCACAUUCUUCAUAUACCACAAACACACAUUAUUCGUGACUUUUGUUUUACUGCAGAUAAUAGAAUGUAGCAACCAAACAGAGAGUACAUUUUAACUUUGCAAACUAUGUUUUUAUUUAUUCGCAAGCUAAGAAAGAUAACUGAUUUUAUAUACCGAGAUUGGAACAACAAAGAUUUCUUUUAUUUUUGUACAUUUGUAUUGCUAAAGAUCAUAUUUUUACGGUAUGGUUAGAGAUAUUGAUAGAAGUUUUAAAUACUAAACCCCCUCCGGAGUUUAAACAAUCCUUUAGCUGUUAAGCAUUACAGUAUCACUAUCAUUCUAUUCCAUCUCCUCACUAUCUCUAUUCUCAAUCAAACAAUCAAUUCAACAAUCCUCUUAACCAUCGAUACUGCUAUUCUUUAACACGCAAGAGCAAACUGGGUAAGAUACGCUAGCUGCGAACGUGGCAUCUAACGUCAAAAAGUUGCAAUAUAUAAGCUUAUUUUUGGUUCUGCAACUUAUCCCAACUAAACAUUUCCUUCCACGACAAACGACACAGUCGUACCCAAAAAAAUGUGGUCCAAUUGAUUAAUACAAACAUAAAGAAACAAAAUCUAGAGGUUCAACCAAACAAAUAUUCAUAUUUAGGAGUAAGAUUGGCCAACAGCCGCCAAUUCAAUCAUCGUUUUUUUUUCAUUCAUAUGACAGAGUAUGUAGAGCAGUUUGGACUUCGGGCGACAGCUCUGUCGAACCGUGCUGAACAUCAAACUCUACUGUAUAAUAAUCAAUAGCAGUAUAAUAUAAACUUCUUCCUGGGUAUUUUAUAUCAUUUUGAACUAUGCAAAAGGUGUAUUUCAGUAUAACUACACAUAACAUAUACUAUUAUUACUUUUACCGCUUAGUAUGCGCAUGAGUGUAUCGGAUGACAGCAACAUUUCAGAUUAAAUAAAGGAAUUACCAACAGUUUUUAA
Messenger RNA from Aedes aegypti (yellow fever mosquito), 3719 nucleotides. Its product is annotated as RNA-binding protein 45. NCBI's taxonomy places the organism in Eukaryota, Metazoa, Arthropoda, Insecta, Diptera, Culicidae. Bases 226 to 1701 code for a protein of 491 amino acids. The transcript is spliced from 7 exons. Gene Ontology annotation, molecular function: RNA binding. The record is from RefSeq and is a predicted model, not a curated record.